Molecule: messenger RNA, 777 nt
Organism: Trematosphaeria pertusa
Lineage: Eukaryota; Fungi; Ascomycota; Dothideomycetes; Pleosporales; Trematosphaeriaceae
Exons: 4
Coding region: 27-287 (86 amino acids)
Source: RefSeq, a predicted model, not a curated record
CAGCACCCGCAGCGGCAUUCGCAACCAUGGGCGUGCCCUUCGAAGCUCUCAUCCCGUACGGGAUCAUGAUCGGCAUGUUCGCAUUCAGCGCCGUCUCCGUCGGCAAGCUCAGGGAGAUGCAGAACGGAGGCAAGAAGGCCCGGCGCGGGAUUGACGCAUGGGACAGGGUACUGAUGGAGCGCGACCGCAGAUUGACCGGCUUCAUGCGAGGACAGACGGAUAAGCCGGAGGCGCCGCAGGGCUUCGAGCUGAAUAAUCCAUGGAGGGUCGAGCAGCGAUUCCUUUGAGCCAAGCCCACACCACGCAAUCAAUGUUCAACAAUGUUCACUAGUCAAUGAUACACUCCAUCUCGUCAUUCAUAGUCUCUGCUUCCAGAACGGGUGCAUAGCCCCCCAACUACCGUGUUCUACAUCACCUACUUGAUCUCCGAAGGAAGCCCCCGGAUGCCGUCCCUCUCAACCUCGCUCACUUUGAUUCCGAAAUGCUCCUCCAAGGCUUUGACUCUGUCACGCUCGCUCUCAAACUUGAUCUCCUUUUCCUUCUGUCCGCGUAUCCUCCACUUCAGAUCAGUGUUCCCCAGGAUGAGAUUGCCUGCGAGCUCUCCGUCAUCUCCAAGCAGCUUCUUCUCCCCUACAAUAACCCUUGUAAAGAAGGUCCUUGGUGAAGUGCUGGUAAAGUAGUUCAUGAUGGCAUAAUCACUCGGGAGGAACUCCAGCUCGGUGAAGCUAUACGUCAUCUGGAAAUCGCUAUUUUCGUCGAUUCUGUGUUCGUAAAUCC